AUGCCCGCAGGGCGUGGACUUGCUGUGGUGGUGGCCCUGGUGCUUCUGUGCACCUCUGUCUUGUCUUCGGCCGACAUCAUUGGCCACUCUCCCGGCACGAUCAUAUCCCCUCGAGCGAAUGCGUACCGAAGCCGUCAUACCCUCUCUCCAGUUGGCUACUAUAAGCUCCCGGUGUGCCAACCUUCUGAGGAGGUGAUGUCAGCGAAGCGCGAACAUCUCUUCCUUGGCGAGAUCUUGAUGGGCAACCGUCUGGAGCCGACCAGCUUUGAGUUCAAGGUCGGCGAGGACGUCAUGUGCGCCACCUUGUGCAAUGCAAGGUUCAGCAUGAAAGACGUUCGACGCGCGAACUACAUGAUCACAAAUGCUUACUACGCGCGUAUGUUCCUCGACAACACACCGCUUGUUUCGGCAGUUCCUAAUGCCAGCAACGAAGUUUACCGCCGCGGGUACGCUCUCGGUAUGUCGUAUGACACCGCCAAGUCUCAACUGAAGAAGAACAUUCUUAACAAUCACCUUGCUUUUACCAUUCGCACUAAGAACCAGGCGAUCUCUCAGUUCACUCGAGAGGUGGUGGUUGGCUUCAAAGUCGUUGCCUCAAGUGUUGCGCAGGUCCACACUUGCUCAACAACCGCGUUUGAGCACUCAAACGAGCCGUACUUCUUGCCGAGAAGUAGGGAUGGAAUAGAGGCUACGAUCCCCUUCACUUACAGCGUGACGUGGGAGAGGUCGGACGAGCCAUACCCCAUCAAGUACAGCGUUACGGAAAAGAUCCAGCGACGUGGGCACAAGAUUGCUGCCAUAUACGGCGUCCUGCUUACUAUUCUGGCGGGCUUUCUGGUAGCGUUUGUGCUGCUCCGCACGGUGCGCAAGGACCUCGCUGUCUACUUUGACGAGGAGCUCGACGACAAAGAGGUACGUGAGGAGUCGGGUUGGAAGCUGGUGCGCGGCGAUGCUUUCCGCGCACCCCCACAGGCUGCAACCCUGGCGACGGUCGUCGGCGCCGGAUGUCAGAUUGCGGUAACCAUGCUCACCAGCGUGUUCCUCUGCGCUAUCCACGCAGUGAACCCGACACACCGUGGCACCUUUCUGAGCACCGUCAUUGUACUUUUUCUGAUUGCGCACAUUGUCUCCGGCUUUGUGGCGGCCCGACUGCUGAAGCUCUUCGGUAGGGCCUCGUGGAAGCUGUCCAUGUGUUGCAUGGCAGCGUUCCCGGCAGCACUGGGAUGCGGCAUCAUGGUGCUAAAUCUCAUCCAAUGGGCAAAGCACAGUACAGCCGCCAUCCCGUUCCCGACCGCGGUGGGGAUUAUAUCGAUAUGGCUGCUCAUCUCGCUUCCUUUUGGGUUCUUUGGCAUUUACUGGGGCUUGAAGAUGGACACCCUCGCCGUCACGGCCAAGGUCGGCAGCAUCCCCCGACUCAUCCCAGAAAAUGCGGGUAGGGCAACCCUUUAUUAUGUUCUUGCUGGUAGUCUUGUACCCUUCAUUGCGUGCUGCAUUGAGAUGCCAUUCGCAUUAAAUGCCUUCUGGCGCGAGGAACCCAUGUACCUCUACGGAUUCCUCACCUUCUUCUCCACUGCACUGGCAAUACUCUGCGCGGAGGUGGGUAUUGUGGUGACCUACUUCACCUUGCGCGGGGAGGACUACCGCUGGUGGUGGCGUAGCUACGCCUCUCUUGCGACGACUGGCGUUCACGUCUUUCUAUACAGCGUUUUCUUCCUGAAGAGAUAUCUGCAGAUCCGCAUGCUUUCCUCAGUUAUCCUCUUUCUGGGCUACAUGCUCGGUGUGUCCAUCAUGUUUGGUAUGGCGCUCGGGUCUAUCGGGUUCAUUAGUUCGUUGUGGAUGGUCCAGAAGAUGUACAGCUCCAUCAAAGCUGAAUAA
Molecule: messenger RNA, 1875 nt
Organism: Leishmania braziliensis MHOM/BR/75/M2904
Lineage: Eukaryota; Euglenozoa; Kinetoplastea; Trypanosomatida; Trypanosomatidae
Product: transmembrane/endomembrane-like protein
Exons: 1
Coding region: 1-1875 (624 amino acids)
Biological process (GO): protein localization to membrane
Cellular component (GO): membrane
Source: RefSeq, a predicted model, not a curated record